UUGGUUAUAUCUGAUUCUGCAUUCUUCCUACUAAUAGGCUCAUUCCUGGACUUCGAAGUGACUCUUACCCUCGCGCCUUAAUCACCCAUUUCAUCGCAAACGGCGGUGUGUCCGAUAAAACACACCUGGUGGCAGGACUCUACCCAAAAAAGUACGUAAGAAAUCUUUACCGCCCCCAAACCCCACAACUAGUGACAGGGGUGGGAUUUGUGUUAUUUUUCAACGACCUCAAAACUUGGCCUUCGACUCGUAUUCAAUCCGUUUUCUUGUGGUGUGUGUGUGUCAAAGGAAGGUAAUAAUCCCCCUAGCGGCGCCCUCGGAAACCGAGAUGAGAGAGUUUAAAGUGGUGGUACUGGGAAGCGGAGGAGUGGGCAAGAGCGCCCUGACGGUCCAGUUCGUCUCCGGCAUGUUCAUGGAGAAAUACGACCCUACCGUAGAGGAUUUAUACCGCAAGGAGAUCGAGGUGAAUUCGGCGCCCUGCGUCUUGGAGAUACUGGAUACCGCGGGUACCGAACAGUUCGCAUCCAUGAGAGAUCUCUACAUCAAGAACGGGCAGGGUUUCGUGGUCGUCUACAGCAUCACGAAUCACCAGACGUUCCAGGACAUCAAAAACAUGAAGGAACAGAUCAUGCGCGUGAAGAACACGGAUUGCGUGCCGAUUUUACUAGUCGGAAACAAGAUGGAUCUGGACAAUCUGAGAGAGGUAACCCCCGUGGAAGGAAUGGGGUUGGCACAGUUGUGGGGCUGUCCGUUUAUGGAAUCUUCUGCCAAAAAUAAGUGCAAUGUUAACGAGGUUUUUGCCGAAAUAAUCCGAGAAAUGAUUUACACACCUACUAAAGAAAAACAGAAUUACUGCUGCUGUUCGGUUCUCUAAUAACGGUCAUAAAUAAUUGAAUUCAGAAUAGUUUCUCUGUUAUAUAUCUGUUCAACGGAAUCUGAAUAAAACAGAAACCUGCCUAAGCAGAAAAAUUCUUCAGAAAGGAGCAAUUUCCUAUGUUCAAAACAGAAAUCUGCCAAACAAGGAAAAAAUAUUUAAUAUCAUGUGAUUCCAGUUUACAUAGGUUUUACUGUAUUUAGAUAAGCAAAUAUAUACUUGACGUACUUCAUAUA
Molecule: messenger RNA, 1110 nt
Organism: Centruroides sculpturatus (bark scorpion)
Lineage: Eukaryota; Metazoa; Arthropoda; Arachnida; Scorpiones; Buthidae
Product: ras-related protein Rap-2c-like
Exons: 1
Coding region: 329-874 (181 amino acids)
Biological process (GO): Rap protein signal transduction; negative regulation of cell migration
Cellular component (GO): plasma membrane
Molecular function (GO): GTPase activity; GTP binding; GDP binding
Source: RefSeq, a predicted model, not a curated record